Messenger RNA from Caenorhabditis angaria, 1107 nucleotides. Lineage: Eukaryota; Metazoa; Nematoda; Chromadorea; Rhabditida; Rhabditidae. The record is from the annotation of a GenBank genome assembly.
AUGUCUGAAACUAAAGCCAAACGAAUUGUAUAUCGUGUGCGGAAACAAUUGGAAGAUGCAGAAAUAGAUGAGGAUUUCCUGAAAAUGUAAGGCUUCUAAUUCUUAAUACAUUUGUUUAUAUACAUUUUUUCAGCCUGGAAAGUUCACAUGCUCCUCGAGAUGAGAAAUUGAUCGGGAUUGAAGAGAUCACAAAAGUUCAAGGUGAAUUGAAAGAUGCGUUGGAGACAGCAAUUAAGUUUGGCGAGCAAACUGGAUUGUUGAGUUAUCUAAAACCGAAGGAUUUUGAGAAACUCCGUAAAAAUGGUGGGUUUUUUGGUUUCGUUGAAAAUAAAUCGCAAGUUUUGUAAAUUUUAGUUUUAUCAAUGCUCAUUUCAAACAACGAUGAAACAGAAAGCGAUGAAAAACACAGCAGAUAUGGCGAAGAAGUUGUCGUCGGAAAAAUUCAACACAUUCACCACGAUCAUUUUUCCGAACAACAUCCUGAGCCACCAAUUCCAAUUUGCAUUCCAAAAUUGAAUGUAACCGAUAUUCGCGAUGAGGAAAAGAGUGAAUAUGAGAAUUCGUUUAAUUUCAAUUUGAAAAGUGGUGAUCGCCUUCCAAGUCCUCUCGUAAAACUAAUCGCCACAAGACCCAAAGAUGUUGAAAAAGUUAGUGUUGGUGUGCAAAUGGAGAAAGUGAUAAUGAAAGAAUCGCAAGUUCAAACAUCAGAUGUUGAGGUCAAAACUCCAAGGGUUAUAGAAGAUGAAGAAGAAUUCAGUGGGGAGGAGGACAAGAGUGAAGGGGAAAUCCCAGAGUACUUACUGUAAGUUCCAAAAAAACAUUUUCAAUUAAAAAAAUUUUUUUAGAUCAAAACUGGACAAUUUAAUCUGCGUUCAUAGCAAUGGAGAAGUCGUUUAUUCACAAAAUCAAACCGCAAACCUCAAAAAUCGCGAAUCUCAAACAACUCCACGAAUUUUUGAAGAUGAAGAAGAACUUUUACUCGAAGAAGGUUCCUCAUUCUCCCUAAAUGUUCGCCAGCGAACAAUAUCCCAAUCAUCCGGAAGUGCACGGGUUCUCAAACUUCAAACGAGUUCUUCAGACGCCGAUGAUGAAUCGCAUUCGAUAUAA